Molecule: messenger RNA, 539 nt
Organism: Penaeus vannamei (Pacific white shrimp)
Lineage: Eukaryota; Metazoa; Arthropoda; Malacostraca; Decapoda; Penaeidae
Source: RefSeq, a predicted model, not a curated record
GGUGAGCAAGCACUAUGGUAUCCCCCGAUCCACACUCUCUGCCAGACUCAAGUCCCCUCACCCCCUCGCCAAGAAAAUGACAGGUAAGGGAACCCUCGUACCGUAUGAGGAGGAGGAGGCCAUCAAAAAGUGGAUCCUAGAGAUGAGUUCAAAGGAGGGCACACAGGCCUGGCAGACCAUAGCCAGGACAGUUCAGGAAGUGCUGAAUGAGCGAGGGCUUAAAGUGUUCAAGAAUAAUAACAAGCCAACAUCUGGCUGGCUCCAAGCCUUCCUGAGGCGUCAUCCCGAGCUCAGGAAGAUACGCAUUGGCUACUGGACUACGGGCAUUGUUGGGGACCCCACCAAAAGUGUGGAAAAUAAGGAUAGCCACGAAGUUAAAGUUGUGGUCCCUGGGCUUGAAGAUGAAGAUGAGGAUGAGGAGGAUACCUAAUAUAUAGAGGAGUAUGUGUCAGAGGAGUCAUGUGAUGAACUGAAGAGGAUUUGUUAAAUAACAAGGCAAACAUCAUGAAAAAAGACGCCAUCAAAGUUGAAGCUGAGAA